Messenger RNA from Marchantia polymorpha subsp. ruderalis, 1874 nucleotides. NCBI's taxonomy places the organism in Eukaryota, Viridiplantae, Streptophyta, Marchantiopsida, Marchantiales, Marchantiaceae. The record is from the annotation of a GenBank genome assembly.
CGGACUCACGCUCGCUGCCUUUGCACUCUUGAGUCUUGAUGCUUGGGCCCACACCGAGGGAGGGGCACAGACGCUGAAGCGACACACAGUCAUGAUGUCUAUCACAGACUGGUGUUCGUUCGUGUACAAUUUAUGUGGGUUGCGUGAUUGCAAAGCUGGAACAGCAAUUACUGCCCUCCAUCGCGCUCGGAUGCUGUGAACUGCGAGCUUGGAUUGGAUUCUAGGUAGGAGCUGUGAAUAAGUUUUGAUCUGUCACCUCAGAUUUGAAGAGAAUCAUCAAAUCGCAGCACGUGGCGAGAGUUGAAGCAAAUCAAGAUGGGGCAUCCAUCUUGCUAGAAAGGCAUCACAAUACAUCGUGUGAUAUUGUGGAAAUUGGAUCGGGAAGAACAGGUGUGAAGAAAGUGCGCAAGAAAUGGAGCUGUUGAUGGGGAGGAGGAGUGCUCGUUUCGGCGCUGUGUUUGCAGUGAGCUCACUGUUGUUGUUCUUCCAUGUGGGCUCUUCUUUUGGUCAAGAUGUCGGUGCGCUGGCUUCAUCGGGCCUUCCUUUCAUUGUCUUGCAUGGGAUAGGUGAUGCCUGCAGAAACGAGGGACUGUCGAUGUUCACACAGUUGCUUAUGGAUAUGACCGGCCUACCUGGUUACUGCAUUGAAAUAGGCAAUGGAGUCAGCGAUUCUUUCUUUAUGCGUCUAGAUAAGCAGGCAGAUAUCGUGUGCGAACAGGUCAAAUCAAUCAAAAGCUUGCAAGAUGGUUACAAUAUGGUGGGCUUAUCUCAGGGAAAUGUCAUUGGUCGUGCUGUAAUCGAAUUUUGCGAUGACGCUCCGCCAGUCAACAAUUUUGUAUCACUCGGAGGUCCCCAUGCGGGUAUUGCAGCUGUACCUUUGUGUAAGAUCUUGGUUUUGUGCAAACUCGUGGAUGCAGUCAUUCGAAUUGGUGUAUAUUCUUCCUACGUACAGAACAAUUUCGCACCGACUGGCUAUGUCAAGAUACCUACGGAUAUGGAGGGUUACUACCAAGGUUGCCUAUUUCUUCCCAGGCUAAACAACGAAUUACCUGAGAGUCGUAAUCACACUUACAAGAAUCGGUUCAGCUCCCUCAACUAUCUUGCUCUUAUCAAGUUCGAACAAGACGCGGUGUUGUAUCCUGCGGAUACAGCUUGGUUUGGAUUCUACGCUCCGAACGAUUUCAGCAAGGUGUUGCCAGCUGAAGAGACCGACCUAUACAAAGAAGACUGGAUUGGUUUGAAAACUCUUGAUCGAGCGGGAAAAGUGGCUUACCUUGCCCUACCAGGUGGUCACCUUUCAAUAACCGAAGCAGACAUGCUAGAGAUGGUGGUUCCAUAUUUGCUGCCGGACUUUCAACCUUUUACACCUUUCUCCACAUAUCGAUGAUCAGUCGUCCUGCUGACUUGAUGGUUCUCCGUCAAAUCUGUAAAUAACUUUUUGGCUGCAACCGUAGUCAUUUUGGAGUCUAUGGUGACCUUCUGAGCAUUGAUUUCAGCGACUGCUCUAAAAGUCAAGUUUACGGGGCAUUUGCUGUCGAAGCUCAGAAGAUCUCUGGCGCUGACACAUGGCCCCCGAUUUCAACGAUGUUCUCAGUCAGAAACGGCCUUCUUAGCCAGAGCACCAAAUGUACAAUGACUUUGUUCAAAUUGUACACUAUCGUGCUAGGAUGCUAAACUGAAAAUAUUUUAACGCCAGUCGUUUGGCUGUAAAAUAUGCCAGAGAGACGAACACGACUUUUCAAACAUCUGAAAGUCGGCUCAUGGACGAGAUUCCCCACUUACCACGUCGGUGAAAUUUGUAAUGGUCUCUAUGAAACUGCUUUAUCUGCUGAAUUCUGCGCAUAAUAUACUUUUUUUGCCAUCAGGCGGUCAUC